UUCACAAGUCAAGCUCAUGACAAUAACAUGAUCCUGAAACUGAGAUGUAGGUAAGAAGUAGACAUUCAACGUUAAUCUCCCAACACACUUCUCCUACUUCCCAUCAUCUACAAUCUCUCUACUCUAUAAAUUACAACACUAUUGAAUCCAAACAUCAUCAAACAAACAACUUCAACACAAAAAGAAGAAGCAUCUCUUACUAAAAGUCCAAAAACUUGUUCAGCUACAAUGACAAACUCAAGAGUUUACCUCUGCCUAAUCUUUCUCUCAUUGGUUACUACUCGACCUGUGCUCUGCUCUCGCAGUCCGAGACACGCAGCACCAUCAGCUGCAAUAGGGAAGAAGCAUGGGAAAGCACAUGUUCAUUCUCCGGCAUUGCUUGUUUCUGGUUCCCCCAAGGUUGAUUCAUCCUCAUCCUCAUCCUCCUCCAUGACCAAGAUUGAUGAGCCUGCAACAAACUCUGUUUCUGAUUCCCCCAGGGUUGAUUCAUCAUCCUCCUCCAUGAUGACCAAGAUUGAUGAGCCUGCAACAAACUCUGCGAUAGCCGGUUUCUUCAGGCAUAAGUUCCCAUUCCAAGGCUGGCCUUUCCACAAGUAUGCUCCUUUCCCAAUGGGUAAGCCUACAAAUCCCUCUGUUCCUGCAACAACACCGUCGUCUUCUGGAGCUGCUUCUGCUGAGGAAGAGGAAUCUGAGAAGGUGCCUUCUUCUCCAAACAAAGGAAACAACAGAGAUGGAGGCAACGCGUAAUGAAUGAAUAUUUAUUGUGUUUAAUGAAUGUUGAAUCUAUAUUCUAGUUUUACAUAUUGUAACAAAUAAAAUGUACCAUGUAUUAUAUAAAAUGCUAUGUGACAUUUACAUGGAAAAAGAAAUUAAUACAAUUUAUCUUA
Molecule: messenger RNA, 887 nt
Organism: Camelina sativa (false flax)
Lineage: Eukaryota; Viridiplantae; Streptophyta; Magnoliopsida; Brassicales; Brassicaceae
Source: RefSeq, a predicted model, not a curated record